Pectinophora gossypiella (pink bollworm) is the source of this 3926-nucleotide messenger RNA. It is a transcript of the gene CoRest, whose product is annotated as REST corepressor 1. Gene Ontology annotation, cellular component: histone deacetylase complex; transcription regulator complex. The record is from RefSeq and is a predicted model, not a curated record. Gene Ontology annotation, biological process: regulation of transcription by RNA polymerase II; negative regulation of DNA-templated transcription. Gene Ontology annotation, molecular function: transcription corepressor activity. NCBI's taxonomy places the organism in Eukaryota, Metazoa, Arthropoda, Insecta, Lepidoptera, Gelechiidae. The transcript has 11 exons. Bases 166 to 1752 code for a protein of 528 amino acids.
CCAUGGCUGGUUUGUCAAAUUAUUGAUGCGGUGGUUUGAAUCACGUUUGAAUUGAUGUGCGAAGCUUCGCAUUUCUUUUUAUAUCAUAUUAUAAGUUUAUGUGCUUCAAAAUUGUGAACUGUAAUAAGUGUAAUUGUUUUUGUUAAGUGUACAAUUAAAUAAAUCAUGGUUUUGGCCGAGAGAAGUAAUGAUGUUCGAAACGGGAAGCGGUCGAGGGGGCCAAGCCCGAAUGGCCAUGGAAGUCCUGACUCCAGUUCUGAAGAUGAGAAUGUAGUGCCAUUUGCAGCAGAGAAAAUUAGAGUGGGUCGAGAUUACCAGGCAGUAUGCCCUGAACUAGAGCCUGUGGAGCAAAGGAGGCCUGAAUUGAUAUCUGACAGAGCUCUGCUUGUGUGGUCACCAACUUCUGAAAUAUCAGACUCUAAAUUGGAUGAAUAUAUAACAACGGCUAAAGAAAAGUAUGGUUAUAAUGGUGAACAAGCCCUUGGAAUGUUGUUCUGGCACAAACAUGACCUCAAUCGAGCAUCAAUGGACCUUGCAAACUUCACACCAUUUCCUGAUGAGUGGACAGUGGAAGACAAAGUGUUAUUUGAGCAAGCUUUCCAGUUUCAUGGAAAGAGUUUUCAUAGAAUACGACAAAUGUUGCCUGACAAAUCAAUAGCAUCUCUAGUCAAAUACUACUAUUCAUGGAAAAAAACUAGAGCCCGCACUUCUCUUAUGGAUGUAGUGAGUGAGGGACGGAAUGCAACUGGCUCUGGUGGAAGUAAGCGGGAGUCUGGCGGGGGCUCUGAACCUGGUGGUUCAGAUAAAGAGUCUGAUAAUGAUGAGAAGAAGUGGACUUACCACCGCGGCGUAGUGCGCGCCGGGGGCGGCGAGACCGCGCCGCGAGCCGCCGGGCCGGCCGCCGCGCAGGGCGAGAACGGCGGCGAGAACGCGGGCAAGUGGUGCACGGUGUGCGGCAUACAGUGCUCUCAGACCACGACGCACAACUCACAGAAGUUAUGCCAGGCAUGCCUCGUGCACGCCAGACGCACGGGGACGAUGCGACCGCUGUGCGGGCCGUCCGGGCGACGCGGCCCCGGCUCAAAGCAGCAGCGUUACAAGCACCGGUUGCCUCGUGGCAUUUACAUCAAUCAUGACGAUCUCGUCGCCAUGGCCACCGGCCCGCAGCCCGGCGACACUCCGCAGCGCGGGCUUGUCAAUCAGGGUGAAGCUAUGCUCAAAGCCAUGGACAGAGAAAUUACAUCUCUCAAACGACAAGUGCAAGCGAACAAGCAGCAGCUGAGUGCGAUGAAGCGCAAGGUGGGCGACGCGGGCGUGGAGGAGCUGCGGCCCGGGGAGCCGCCAGCCAAGAUCAACGCGCGCUGGACCAACGAUGAGCUGCUCAUGGCCGUCACAGCCGUCAGGAAAUAUGGCAAGGACUUCCAGGCGAUCGCGGAGACGCUGGGCACGAAGACAGAGGCACAUGUUCGCACAUUCUUCAUCUCGUACCGCCGCCGUUACAACCUGGACGCCGUGCUGCGCGAGCAUGAGGCCGACCGCGGCAACGCGCACCACAUACAAGCCGGCGCCACAAGCACAGAGAAUGAAAAUGGUUCUGAGAAUACUACCACGAAUAACGGCACCAGCUCUCCUCCUGGCAGUGGUAAAGAUGAAAAGACGGAGGUGGACAGCGAGGGCGUAUCGCUAGGCGCGCCGGCGGAACAGGGCGGGCCGCCCACCACGCCGCCCAAGCCCGCCAAGCCAGCCAAGUGAUCGCCGCGGGACUGACGUGGGCGCCGCCACCACCCCCGCCCUGGCUCCACACACGCAUCGCUGAUAUAUCGACCUGGUUAAUCUUCGACCUCGGAAUUAUAUACGAUUCCGUGGCCGAACCUAUUGAGUGCAUCGUAGAUAAUGAAGCGUAUAAUUUAUUUACAUUCGAAUAUGUAAUAAUAACACUAGCCGGUCCGAUGCGUUGCGUGAUCGCGGCCGAGAACGGGUUAUUCACGAUGCAAAGUGUAUCUGAAAAAUUCGUGCCAGAGUUUAGUUAGGCAUUUAUAUCUACGCGGCGACGCAGAGUAUCGUAAAGUAGGCUUAGUAUAGGAUAAAAUAAUGGUGCAAGUAUUUUUAAUGAAGAGUUAGUGAUCACGGCUAUGUUGGUUGUAAAGUUUGUCGCGUCAGGCUAGGGAAUGUCGAGUAUACGUUGUAGGUUGCACUGUAUCGUGAACUUUGUAAAUAUUUAAUUCGAUAUUGAUAUGCUACUAGAAGUAAGUUUUUUAUAUUGUGCGAUCGUCAUACUUAUUGUUAAAGUAAUUAGGAAUUAAAUAUGCAUUUUAUUCUGGUUUGAAUGAAAUACGAUAAUGGAGUGUAUGUGAGCUGUGCUCUCAUUGGACACGGCGGCCGUUUGAUAUUUUAGUUUAUGAUCUCUUCUGAGUUUGUCAGCGGAUUUGUGAGAGUGUUACUAACACGUACUAUAGGUAAUUAAUAUUAUUCACUUGCCUUAAGAUAUACAUGUCUCAUGUACUCGCAUGUUAAACAAAAUAUUACGAUGUAACGCAGAGAGUAGAUAGGUAUAUUUUAGUAGUGCUGCAAAUAUGCAGUAUAAUACAAAUAGUUUUAUAAAAUGAUAAAAGUAAUAAGAGUAAAUAUUAGUUAGACGGUUUUAUAGCGUUACUACAAUUUAUUUAAUAAGUAUAUUAUCAGUAUAUUGUCCACUUCGCUUCUAGUUAAUACUAUCUUUAAAUUAUUAUACCUAAAUAAAAUUAACUUGACUAUACUCAGUAGAUAGUGGCGAUAAAUUUAAUGCCAGAAAUUAUGAAAUUCCGCUGAAAUAGAAUUAGACAAGUUACGAAACGCCUUUGCAAUAACAGUACCUUAUACAGUGAGAUAAUGGAUUAAAUUGCUUUACACCGCGUGCACAUUUUGUAAUGAUUAGUGACAUAGAUAAUACUAUAUUGACGAUAUUUUUAUACAAGUAAAAGACAUCUCAAUAUUUAGAUAAGUUUGAAUGUGUGAAAUAUUUAGUUGAAUCAUUUUAUCGUAAUAUUCGUUUUAACUUCUUACAGUAGUGUUUAGGUUUUAUUUUGUUUAGUACGAUGUGAUGAACUAUCACGUCUCGUGUAGCAUAAUGCCGUAGUUUAAUGUUGAACAUCACGACAUAAUGGUGAGCCGUUUGAUAUGAUUUUAUUUUAAACAAGAACCGAAGAUGUGGUUACCGAUGUAAAUUUUGUUUAUAACCUUACAUUUUUUUUGUAUAUACUUGAUUAGUUUACGUGUGAAUAAUUACUAAAUCAAAAAGUAAUUAAGACAUCGAUUGAAUGAACCACCAAUUGUUUUUAUAUAUUUAAUGACUCGGAAAUCGUCAUUUUUAUUUAGGUCAAUAUCCGCCUAACAUCGACAUAAGCAAUAUUUUGAAUUCCUUUUAUUACUAUAAUCCAUUUUUUUCCACAAGUCUACUAAUAUUCGGCAAUAAUUUUAUUAGUUUAAUUUUAGUUAAUGGGGUUGGAAGUUUUUGUAAGCGCUUGUAAAUACAUACACACAUGCUGCAUUAUGUAAGUUGCACAUCCGGAAGUAAUAUUGCAGACGUUGAGCUCCCGCGAAACAUACGAGUUGUAUUGUAAGGUGCGUUUACAAAUGGCAACUACUAUGAUCGCUCCAAAGACACCCACAAAUAAAGUCAUCUUAUUUAUUCACGCUAACUAGGGCUAGUACGUACGUUGUUACACAAUUAAAUUAUUUUUAUUAUUAUGUGUUUUGUAUAUUAGAAUAUGAAUCAUUUUCGUUUAUGAGGUUUUUUUGUAAUAAGAAAGCUCAAACAAACAAUUUAGUUUUAGUCCCAUCAAAACAGUCUGUGCGAAUCACAAUUGACUAAUUACUAUGUAUUUCUAAAAUUCAGGGAUUUUAAUUUUAUUAAGAAUACUAAAUAAAUUUAAGUAUCAUAUAAAUUA